CAAUGAAAACCGGUCUUCAUUCUUAACCCACAACAAGUCAGCGACGCGCGUGUUAAACUUUAAAACAACAGUGUUUACUCAACUUGAAUAUUUAUUGCUGAUAAAAACAUUACUUUGGUUGGUUUGUGCGCCAGAUUCGUCUAUUUGGAUGACUGUGAGCGUCACCCCCAUGGGCUACAAGUGGCUGGUGCUGUGGUCCCUGUGGGCGGCGCGGCUGGUGCGGCAGCCGACGACGCCGGUGCUCGUCGGCUCCGGCUGGCUGCGCGGCUCGGUAGCUAACGAUGGCUCCCAUGAAGUAUACUAUGGAAUACCCUAUGCUACUGUCAGGGAGAGAUUUCAGGGCCCAGGACCAGCUCCGAUUUGGGAAGACACUUUCGAAGCGGUCAACGAACACAUUCGAUGCGCUCAAAGAUUUACAAAAGACUCAGUCAAAGGCACGGAGGACUGUCUCACCAUAAACGUUUACACUCCUCUACAAAAACCUGAUAAACUCUACCCUGUCAUGGUAUUCAUCCAUGGCGGUGGAUUCAGAGACGGAUCUGGUUCACCUUUCAUCUACGGAGCAGAAUAUUUGAUUGAACAUGAAGUUGUUGUUGUAAGUUUUAACUAUAGACUUGAAGUACUUGGUUUCCUAUGCUUAGGUAUUAAAGAAGCACCAGGAAAUGUCGGAUUGAAAGACCAGGUUGAAGCUCUUAAAUGGGUUAAGAGAAAUAUCAAAGCCUUUGGCGGAGAUCCUGAUAAUAUAACGAUUUUCGGAGAGAGUGCUGGCUCGGCGUCUGUUAUGUAUCAUAUAGUAUCGCCAAUGUCUAAAGGCUUAUUCCAUAGAGCUAUUUUACAAAGUGGAUCUGCUAUUUCUUAUUGGAGCUUGCAAAUGGAUCCUUUGAAAAUAGCUAGUCAACUUGCAGAACAAAUAGGAUACAAAACGGUUGAUCCUUAUGAAUUAUACAAUAUAUUUAAAGAUCUGCCAGCAGAAAAAUUACUUAAGGCUCGUGUACCUAGAACAAAAGGAAACAUGUUAAUAUCUGAAAACAUUUUUGUGCCGUGUGUUGAGAAAAAAAUUGAUGGUAUCGAACAGUUCUUGCCUGAUACUCCGUACAAUUUGGUUGUUAAUGGUCAGUAUUAUAAAGUUCCUGUGAUUAUAGGUCAUAAUAACGCUGAAGGGUAUAUGUUUACUGCAAGAGAGAACGAGACAAUGGUUGCAAACAUGAAUAUUUAUGACGCCUUGCCAAGAGACUUGAUGUUUACAACUGAGGAAGUUAAAGUCGCUACUGUUCAAAGAUUCAAAGAUUAUUAUUUAGGUGUUAAUGAGCUUACAAAAGAGACGUUACCAAAAUUCUCAUUCUUCCAAGGUGAUGCCAGUGUUAGUUACCCAUCAAUAUUUACGACAGAUCUCUUGCUGAAGAGUUCUGGUAAACCAGUGUAUUCAUACAAGUUUUCGUAUGAUGGGUGGAUGAAUGUAGUUAAGUUUUUGUACGGAUUCCGCUCGGCGCCAGGAGCGACUCAUGCUGAUGAGCUGUUUUAUAUGUUCAAACUGAAACUGCCACUAGUCACUGCCUUUAUCGAGAAGAGAAUAAUCAAGCAGAUGACUACGAUGUGGACAAACUUUGCAAAAUACAGUGACCCAACCCCAGAAAUAACACCACUGCUGCCCAUGAAAUGGGAGGCUGCAAGGAAUAGAGAUCCUAAACUCUUCGUCAUAGACAAGAAGUUCUCGAUAGAACCUCUUUGGUACUCAGAAGUUAUGGUAUUUUGGAAUGAAACCUACACGAAGUACAGAAGAAAAACGUAACGCGAACUUGCCUUUUGUAAAUAUGGUUACAAUGUAUCUUGUCCAUAGAAAGACUGAAUUUAUAAUUUUCAACACAAAUAAAAUCAUGUUAUAAAGUUA
Messenger RNA from Amyelois transitella, 1888 nucleotides. Its product is annotated as esterase FE4. The record is from RefSeq and is a predicted model, not a curated record. Lineage: Eukaryota; Metazoa; Arthropoda; Insecta; Lepidoptera; Pyralidae. Bases 149 to 1789 code for a protein of 546 amino acids. The transcript has 4 exons.